Messenger RNA from Ailuropoda melanoleuca (giant panda), 5395 nucleotides. It is a transcript of the gene ELF1, whose product is annotated as E74 like ETS transcription factor 1. Gene Ontology annotation, cellular component: nucleus. Gene Ontology annotation, molecular function: DNA-binding transcription factor activity, RNA polymerase II-specific; sequence-specific DNA binding. The record is from RefSeq and is a predicted model, not a curated record. The coding region runs from base 733 to 2586 and encodes 617 amino acids. Lineage: Eukaryota; Metazoa; Chordata; Mammalia; Carnivora; Ursidae. Gene Ontology annotation, biological process: regulation of transcription by RNA polymerase II; cell differentiation. The transcript has 9 exons.
ACCUGAGCCGAAGGACAGGAACAUUACGCCUCAAGUACCCGCAUCAUCCCGCCUUCACCCUCUCUCUUCCCCUGGGAUCCAGAACCUCCACCCUUCUAGGCUCGCUGGCUCGUGGCCAAGGAGCUCGCGCGCCGCCUCCGCCCCGAACGCAAACAGCUGUUUCCCGAGACGUCGCCGCCCUCAACUUUGCCAACUAGUCCGCACGCACUUUGACCAGCGAAGCAACCCGGACCUGUAGGCUUGGGGCUGUUGGCGGAGUUAGAAAAAGAAAGGUGAAACAGCUGGUUUCGGGGCCGCGAGUUGCUGGGCUUUGCCUCAGAACUUUCCGGAGGCGGCGGAGUAGCCCCGCCCCGCCCCCGCGACGCCCGCGCGCACGGGCCGGGCUAGUUCUUUGCUCGGGGAACGCGUGGGCAGCGGCGGCGGCUCGAGUGGCGCAGAGGCGGCGAGGGGAGCAGCGGCGCGGGGAAGCGAAGCCGAGGCAGUCGGGGCGCGUGCGCUUGUCAGGCCAAGAAGUUCUAGAGAAGAAAAAUUUCAGAAAAAUUGCCUCGGUUUGAGUAGAAUAUCAGUGAACCAAGAAAAUUUGAAGCACCAUCCCUAAAGAAAACCUGGUAUACAAUAACUUCACAGACUUAGCUGAGGGUUUUUUACCCAAAUUGGUCACUGGAUUCUGCUGCCUCAUACUUGAACCUGCUUGGAAUUUUUCUCAUGUGGAUCUAAGGGGAAUGCUUUAUUAUGGCUGCUGUUGUCCAACAGAACGACCUAGUAUUUGAAUUUGCUAGUAACGUCAUGGAGGAUGAACAACAGCUUGGUGACCCAGCUAUUUUUCCUGCUGUAAUUGUGGAACAUGUUCCUGGUGCUGACAUUCUCAAUAGUUACGCAGGUCUAGCCUGUGUGGAAGAGCCCAAUGACAUGAUUACUGAGAGCUCCCUGGAUGUCGCUGAAGAAGAGAUCAUAGAUGAUGACGACGACGACAUCACGCUUACAGUUGAAGCAUCCUGUCCGAAUGGGGAUGAAACGAUUGAAACUAUCGAGGCUGCUGAGGCACUCCUCAAUAUGGAUUCUCCUGGCCCUAUGCUGGAUGAAAAGCGAAUAAAUAAUAAUAUAUUUAGUUCCUCUGAAGAUGACAUUGUUGUUGCCCCCAUCACCCAUGUAUCCGUCACAUUAGAUGGGAUUCCUGAAGUGACGGAAGCUCAGCAGGUUCAAGAGACAUACGCACGCUCACCAGGAGCAUCAUCACCAGAACAACCCAAGAGGAAGAAAGGGAGAAAAACGAAACCUCCACGACCAGAUUCCCCAGCCACUACGCCAAACAUAUCUGUGAAGAAGAAAAAUAAAGAUGGUAAGGGAAACACAAUUUAUCUCUGGGAGUUUUUACUGGCACUGCUCCAGGACAAAGCUACUUGUCCUAAAUAUAUCAAAUGGACCCAGCGAGAAAAAGGCAUUUUUAAACUGGUGGAUUCUAAAGCAGUAUCCAGGUUGUGGGGAAAGCACAAAAACAAACCUGACAUGAAUUACGAGACCAUGGGAAGAGCUCUCAGGUACUAUUACCAAAGGGGUAUUCUGGCAAAAGUAGAAGGUCAACGCUUGGUGUAUCAGUUUAAGGAAAUGCCAAAAGAUCUUAUUUAUAUAGACGAUGAGGAUCCAGGUUCCAGCAUAGAGUCUUCAGAUCCAUCGUUGUCUUCAACAACCACUUCAAGUAGGAACCAAGCGAGCAGAUCGAGAGUAUCUUCAAGUCCAGGGAUAAAAGGAGGAGCCACUACAGUUCUCAAACCAGGGAAUUCUAAAGCUACAAAACCCAAAGAUCCCAUGGAAGUUGCACAGCCAUCAGAAGUCCUGAGGACAGUGCAGCCCACACAGUCUCCAUACCCCACCCAGCUCUUCCGGACUAUUCAUGUCGUACAGCCAGUACAAGCCGUCCCAGAAGGAGAAGCAAGCGUAAUCAAUAGCAUGCAGGAUGAAACACUGAAUUCUUCUGUUCAGAGCAUUAGGACUAUCCAGGCUCCAACCCAAGUGCCAGUGGUUGUGUCUCCUGGGAAUCAGCAUUUGCAUACAGUAACACUCCAGACUGUGCCAAUCACAACAGUGAUAGCCAGCACGGAUCCCUCUUCGGGUGCUGGGUCUCAGAAAUUUAUUUUACAAGCCAUUCCGUCGUCGCAGCCCAUGACAGUACUGAAAGAAAACGUCAUGCUGCAGUCCCAGAAGCCGGGCUCCCCUCCUUCGAUCGUCUUGAGCCCGGCGCAGGUGCAGCAGGUUCUUACCAGCAACGUGCAGUCCCUCUGCAAUGGCAGCGUCACCGUGGCCUCAUCUCCGUCCUUCAGUGCUACUACCCCCGUGGUGACCUUUUCUCCUCGAAGUUCACAGCUUGUUGCUCACCCACCUGGCACUGUAAUCACGUCAGUUAUCAAAGCUCAAGAAGCAAAAACUCUCAUACAGGAAGCGGAGAAAAGAGAAGCUGAAGAUAAUUUGAAAGAAGACAGUGAGAAGACUGAGCCGCAGCCCUAUGUGAUGGUGGUGUCCAGUUCCAACGGCUGUGCCUCUCAGGUCGCUAUGAAGCAAAACGAAGUGCUGGAACCCAACUCUUUUUAAUUAACGUACCAAAGGAAUUAUGGAUGAUUGUUUUUUAAUUGAACAUUUUCAUUUGUCUGCAAACUAUGUGAUUGAUUACAAGAGAAAUUCUACAGAUGUUCCUAAUGUUGUAGUUAAUUGUUAAAAAUAUUAAUUUAGAGUUAAUGUUGACUUUGUUAGAUGACGGAGGGAACCCACGUGCUUCUCCUUGUUCUCCAAAUGUUUCAGAAUUCAAUUGUGAAGGAACAGCCAUUUUAUACUAUGAAGACCUCCUUUUCAGAUUUUUUUUUCAGUUGCUAUAUCAUAAGCAUUUUUAAAGUUUCUUUUUUAAUUUUACAUGGUAUUAGCUUUUCUGAUUCUUUUGUAAAUACAGUACUUCAGUAUAAGGCAACAGGAAAAUUAUGUAGAACUAUUUUCAUUCCAUUCGUGUAAGUUAAAAUCUUGACUCUUUCAAAUGCAGACACCUAUUUUAUACUUGGUUAAAAUUAUUUCACUUAGGUUGACUUUAGUUGGUUGCACUGUAUAAGGAACUAUGAAUAUGUAAAAAAUAACAUGAAAGAUUAGAAAAUGUCCGUGAUAUGGCUGAACCAUACUUCAGAAGCAGGAUGGUCCAGAAGCAUCAGUGUAAGGGUAGCUCUCCUGCUAACUAGUUCUGUAACGUUGGGCAAAGCCACUGGAUCUUUUUGGGCCUCAGUUCUCACAAAAAAGGAAGCGAAGAAUUGGAUUAGACUUGAUGAUCUCCGGUUUGCUUUCUGGUUCUAAAUUUGAGGUUUCCAGUUCAAAUAUUUUAAAGUUAAAUCAACUAAAACAUUAUCAAUUAUUUCUUAAUAUAAAUAUAGCUAACAUUACAGAAAAAUAAGUGGCCCUACAAAAUUCAUUCUGUUAUCUGUAAGAUCUGCUCUGAAUCUGAAUUCUUCCUCAAUACUUUGUUCAUUAACUCUUCAGGCCACUGUGCACUGUGGUCUGUUAGUAAAUUUAUGUUGCCAAGUGCUAAAUGAUAUACUGCCAUUCUGAAAGAAUCAGGGCUCUUUCUUAAGGGCCCAGAAAACAAACAAGCCUUGGGCUGAUCUGGCUGAGUAGGCAGUUGCUAUAAAAGCAUAAUUGCUUUAUAUUUUGGGUCAUUUUUUAUUGGGAGUCGGGGGGUUGCAUACAAAGAUAAUAUACAUAUAUAUCUAAGUCUCUGAAAUGAAAUAGUUUUUAGAUUACUUUUUCAACUGUAAAUAAUGUACAUUUAAUUUCACAAGAAAAAUUGUUUUCUGCAAAUUUUCUAGUACAGCGAAGGAGAAAUUUUUGUAGAUGAAAAAAUCAUUAUGUUUAGAGGUCUAAUGUUAUAUGUUUUCAUAUUACAGAGUGAAUUUGUAUUUAAACAAAAAUUUAAAUUUUGGAAUCCUCUAAACGUUUUUGUAUCUUUAAUUGGUUUAUUAUUAAAUAAAUCAUGUAAAAAUUCUCCAUGUUUGUGUUUUCAAGCAAGUGUCUCUUAAGAACGAGUAUACAGAAAAUGCUGCUAGUAUUUACAGUGUUAUUAGAUGUUCGUAUAACAAGCUCCAUUGGUCAGGUAAGAAUUGCAGAAUUGUCAUCCUCUCCUUUUUCCUUGCUGCUGUGCCAAAUGGUGGCUCCCAGAUGGCACACUAUGGACCACCAGCCUCCAAAAAUUAGGAAACCGUAAAAUUUCUCAGCAAUAAUAUUCAACAAACUUUAAAAACCAAGUUUGCUAAUUAGAAAUUAGAUCAGUUAAUUGUUAAACUUGGGAAACAUGGAAACAGAAUAGAAGAAAAUUAAAAUCUCAAUGCUGUACACUUACUCAUUUUCUCAUGUCAGUUAAUACUCUUCUAAAACGUGAUUCUAGAAGGAGCAUUUCUGUCUCUGAAGUCAGAAACAGAGAAGAAUCUGAAUGAAUAGGCCUUGCUAAAUUUCCGCAUUUACCACCCUUCACUCAUACCCUUUCUCCUGUCAUUUUUCACAACUUUCCACUCUUUAUCGAACCUUGUAUAAAAACGCUUAGGCUUAAGCAUUUCUCUUGAGUCUUCAUUUCCAUAUGAGGGCUCUCAUGUCAUGUAAAAUAUAUUAAAAUAAACAUGCUUUCCUCCUUGAAUCUGUCUUUGUCAGGUUGAUUUUUAGGUUCAGCUAAGGACCCUAAGAGGUUCAUGGAAAAGUUCUUUCCCUUCCAGAACUCUCUCUAACAUAAUCUCAUCGUGCUGAACUCCUGAACGGGAGCAUAGUAGUGCUCCCUCGGUACCUGGCCUUGUACAUCAAAUCAUUGAUUCAACAUGUGUUUGUUAGGGAAGGACCUGUGAUGUUACUGUCCCUGAAACCUGAUGCUUUCCUCAUUUUCCACUCAUUCUUUAACCCUCUCCAGUAUUGCAUUUGCCCUAUUACCCUGAAAUUACUGUUGCAAAGGUCCGUAGCUCGUAAUUAAUUUACAUAUUGCCAAAUUUCUAUCCUUCCUUAUCCUCCUUGGCCUUUCCAGUAUUUAACCUUUAAUAGCUCACUCUUACUUUAAAUCCUCUAUUGCCUUCACCUUUGUGCCCAGCUUGUUCCUGUUCUCCUCCUGCCUUUAUAAUAAUUUCUUCGUAUUGCGCCAGAGACUUCUGCAAAUGUUGGAGUUCCCCAUGUUUUAUCCAACAAUCACUGUUCUUUUCAUUGACCUCACCUUGUCCCUUUCCGAUCUGUUCUCCCCAAUGCAACAGGAGUGCUGUUUUAAUUAUGUCAAAUACUUCAGUGUCGAGCCCUUCCUCACUGUCCUCAGACAGUUGAUGUCCUUCAUGGCCUUACCCCUUCUUGGUCCCACCAGCCUUAUCUUCAAAUUUUACUCUUCAAAUCUCAACUGUCA